Paralichthys olivaceus (Japanese flounder) is the source of this 5811-nucleotide messenger RNA. RefSeq names its product FHF complex subunit HOOK interacting protein 1Aa (gene fhip1aa). Lineage: Eukaryota; Metazoa; Chordata; Actinopteri; Pleuronectiformes; Paralichthyidae. The record is from RefSeq and is a predicted model, not a curated record.
GAGUGGGAGGAGCCUUCAGAUGAGGAUCAGUGGCUUCACCUUCAUGUGUGUGUGUAUGUGCGCGCGCGCUCCAGGUUAAGUAGCUUCAGAUAUAAUUCCUUCGUGUACUGUCACCAAAGUGGGGACAUUGUGUAGCAGUGACCAGCAUCGACCCGGUUGUCUAAUCUGUGUGAGGACAGACUGAGUGUGUGUGUGUGUGUUGGAAGUCUGCGGCUGUGCGCUCUGCUCCGUGCGUCAAACCAAACAUCCAGCCGGAGGAUCCGAGCGAGCGCGACGGACAAGAAUGAGGUCUUCGCCCGCUUAAAGAUCCGUCCCUGUUUAAGAUGUUUCAGUGGAGGUCCCCUGUGAUUAUUCCUCCUUCUGUGGUUAUGGUUGCGCCCGGCAAGCAUUCAGGAACAUCCUCCCUCUCCUGCCUAUGACAUGGUUUAACCCACGUAUGAUCCGGUCACCAUGAUGGCCUCCAUGGUUGUCAAUGGAAACCGAGACGGGCAGUCUCUGGUGUUGAAGGGGGUGGAUCCAGAGACCUGCAUGAUUGUUUUCAAGAACCACUGGGCUCAGGUGGUGAAGAUCCUAGAGAAGCAUGAUCCCCUGCGCAGCACUUCCACCCUGUCCUCCUUGAGUGCCAUCAACCUCAGCGCCGGUUUGAGCAGCGGUCCUCGUUUUGGCCCCGUCCCCGGAGACGAGGCGAACGCGGUGCAGAACUAUGUGGAGCACAUGCUGUUCCUGCUGAUGGAGGAGGAGAGCGGUCAGGCCGGCGCCAUGGGCCCCAUCCUGGAGUUUGUAGUGAUGGAGAACGUGAUGGAGCGCCUCUUUGUGUGGAGCCUGCGCAGGGAGUUCACAGACGACAUGAAGCUGGAGCAGCUGAAGAUGUACGAGAUGCUGGUGGGGCAGGCGCACCAGCCGCUGCUGCAUCACAAACCCAUCCUGCGGCCGCUCAUGAUGCUGCUGUCGUCCUGCUCGGGCACGGCGGCGCCUUCGGUCGAGGCCGAGCUGGUGCUGCUUCUCAACCUGCUGUGCUGCGUUCUGGCGAAGGACCCUUCGGUUCUGGAGCUGUUUUUCCACACCAGCGAGGAUCAGGGAGCCACCAACUUCCUCAUUUUCUCCCUCCUCAUCCCCUUCAUCCACAGGGAGGGCACAGUGGGCCAGCAGGCCAGAGACGCUCUGCUGCUCAUCAUGUCGCUGUCUGCUGAGAACGAGCGAGUGGCCAAACACAUCGCAGAGAACACCUUCUUCUGUCCGGUGCUGGCCACAGGGCUGAGCGGCCUGUACUCAUCCCUCCCCACCAAGCUGGACGUCCCCGGUGAUGAGUGGCACGGCCUCCACAGGGAGGACUGGCUCCAGAUGCCGUCCCUCGUCCAGUUCCUCAACUCGCUGGAAUUCUGUAACGCAGUCAUUCAGGUGGCCCACCCUGUCAUCAGAGACCAGCUGGUUAGUUACAUCUACAACGGAUUCCUCGUGCCAGUCCUCGCUCCGGCUCUGCACAAGCUGACCCUGGAGGAGGUGAUGACCACCACGGCGUACCUCGACCUCUUCCUGAGAAGUGUCUCUGAGCCGGCGCUGCUGCAGACGUUCCUCUCCUUCAUCCUCCUCCACCGACACGAGAGCGUCCACAUCCUGGAUACCCUGGUCAGCCGCAUCAACACCCCCUUCCAGUUGGGCACCGUGUCACUGGCUCUCUUCCGCACUCUGAUUGGCUUAUACUGUGAAGACGUGAUGCUGCAGCUCAUAUUGAGGUACCUGAUCCCCUGUAAUCACAUGAUGUUGAGUCAGAGACGCGUGGUGAGGGAGAGGGACUGCUACUCAGUGUCUGCGGCCAAGUUCCUAGCACUGACGCCGACCUGCUGCUCCCCCGAUCACAGCCCGCCGCCCCUCCGGCAGCUGGAAUCCAUCCUCUUUUCCAAGGGUGCAGAGGCCGCCGCUAACCUGGACUCCACAGAGGAAAGAGAGAGUUUCUCAGAAGAGGACGACGAGAACUCCUGCACCAUCGGGUCAGAAAUCUACCUGGAUGUCAGUUACCUUCAUUACCUCUACGACGCCCAUCUCGGCAUCAGCAGCUGCAUACGGGCCUGCCAGGUGUGGUCGGCACUGUAUGAUGGUGAGGACCCCCCUCCUGAGAAAUACCAGCCCGGCGUCCUCGAGGAGCCCUGGCUCAAGAGUCGACAAACCCAGAUGGCACUCAAGAGAGUUCCACAGCAGCUGGUGCCGCGCCCUCGACUCUGUCCGCUGCCGCCGAGUGCCGAGCCACCCUCCGUCAACCAGCUGGAGCUGGAGUGGGACGAUAGCUACGACGUGUGUACGAUGCAGACGGCAGAGGCUCCCGUGGAGAGUAAACCUCCACAGCUGCCUCUCGCUGAGACCCCGAAGCACAUCCAGGAGAUGAGGAGAACGGCCAUCAUGUUAGUUAACGGCUCGUACAUCGAGGAAAACGAGUUCCAGGAUGAUGUCAUGGUGUACGAUCUUGUCGCCAAGAAAGACGCCAGAGAUGUCGAGCGUGGGAAGCGUAAGUCCAAGGGGUCGGAAUCAGAGGUCGUCCAACCAGGCUCAGCAGAAGUUCCCUUAAAAAAUGGAUUGAGUUUGACACUUCCAGCCGCUGUGAUGUCCGAUAAGGGCAAAAACAGCUCGGACGCAAAGGCCAAAGUUCAAACGGAUUGUAAUUCAAACGUCCAAAGCACAACUGCUCUAGAGCUGGGCGACGACCUGUUGGCUCAGUACGAGGAGCUCAUUCGUACGCUGGACACGCAAGCGGGCGGGAAACCGGGUCAAGCUGAUGGAGAGUUGAAAAAGCCUGUCCCACCUGUGGAGGAAGAGGAGGAGAUGGAUUUCACCUCCUUCUCCGCCGAGACACCCGAACCAGAGAAACUACAAUCACCGUUUGGGACCAAGUUUCAUAGCGGAAGCACAAGUAGAAGCCAUUCAGUGCCUUUCACAGGUCCGUUUGUCAGCGUGCUGCUGUCUCGUCUGGAGAACAUGCUCUCCAACUCGCUUUAUGUCAACCUGCUGUUGACGGGCAUCCUGGCUCAGCUGGCCGCCUACCCUCAGCCUCUGCUGCGCUCCUUCCUUCUCAACACCAACUUGGUCUUUCAGCCGACUGUUCGCUCCUUGUACCAGGUACUCGCCACAGUGAAGAACCAGAUAGAACAGCUGGCUGCCACCAGAACGGACUUUCCAGAGCUGAUCACCACUGCUCAGCACUGGCUGCUGGCCAGGGAGACUUUAAUGGCAGCAGAUAAAAACCAAAGCGGCGGCGGCGGCGGCUCUACCCAUGGCGAGGCGGGGGGGAUCCUUAAGAACUCGCCGCCACCAAAACCCAAAGCCAUCUCUCUGGACCGGACAGAAGUCUUCGCUACCGUCCUCUACACGGAGUUCCUCAAAGAACUGGCUGCGAUUGCACAAGAGCACUCCAUCUUAUCUUACAUUCCUAUGGAAGAGUAAAAUGUCCCAAAAGGCCUCUGUGACGAGUCAGAAGAGUUAAAAGACUGUUUCAUGGUGGUUUUCUAUUUUUUUCCAGGCGCUACUUGAUGAAGAAACCUCGUAGAUACAACGAUUUAUACAACUAUUUUGAGAAGCAUAUUUAUUUUCCGAGCAAAGAUAAUCACUUUCUUGUGCUUUUUAAAAAUUCAUGUUUUCUAGUUCUGUGAAGUGUGAGGUCCGACACGUUGAGCUGGAACAUCUGCACCACAAGAAUGAAGCUCAUGGAGGCGAGGUCCAGGUCGACCAACCAAAGACUGCAGAGAGAGAAUUAACAGUCGUUAUCUGAACUGCCCUCGUUCUGUGUGGCCUUUCUGGGGCGUCGUUGCCUCUUUGCCGGGGGAUUACGCACCUCGGACUCAUCAGCAUGGAGACGUAUUUUCAUUCUCACUGUUGCAGCUGGCAGCUUUAGACUGGCAGCAUCACAGAAACACAUCCUGUCCUCUGUUCAUCACUUUUAAGCUGCUUUCAGACAUGAAAUCCAGAAAAAUGUCCAGAAUGUUGCUUCCGGACGUUUCCCAGAGUUUAGCCUUUCACAUUUGAAGAACACAGCAGGAGAUUGUCAGAGUCAGACGCGUUCACAGCAACGGGAGAAUGUCCGAGGGGGGGCUCCGAAAUCUCACGAGAAUUUUUUUUCUUCUACGUGUUUGGCAUCUCCUUUUAGUCGAGAUAUUUAAAAAUAAAAUAUAUAUUCUUCCUAGUCGCGUGUCAGAAACAUCAUCUUGUGAAUUUUUCGGAUAUUUUCCUGCUGUAUUCUCACAUGGUCGAACAUUUGCAUUGUCACAAACCGGAAACCUUUUCAUGAAAACGUCCAGAGUUCAGUGCGUGUCUGAAAGCAGCUCUGGUGAAAACAUUGGUCUCUUUUUUUUUCGUGGUGUUUCCAACGUCGUCGUGCGUCAACUAUGUUUCGUGUUUUUCUGUUGGUUCACGAUGAUGACGGUACCUCAGGAGUCUUUCGAUGCACGUCCUCCUCUCUCUGUUCUGUAAGCCUUUGGGUGAAGUAUCUUUCCCACAAUGCAUUAGUUUCUCACAUUAACGGGGCUGCACAUGUUCUCAAGACAACAGCACAAAAAAAACCAGAUUGUUCUUCUAUUAUUGAUUUGCCUUAUGUCAGUGAUGCUUUAGAAUGUACAUACUGUAACAGAACUCUAUGCAAAUCAAGGAUAUUUUGGGUAUAAAUGAAUUUAGGUUAUUUUCAGAAGGGGGCUGGGUAUUUAAGCUUUUUGAGAGUUUUUAUUGCCACGUUGUUUCUUCACACUAGAGGUUUCUAUUGUGUCGUCACUUUCUUCUGGGUGUUGUAGUUGUGAUGGAUCAGAUAUAUCUAUGAUGGGAGAGUUGUAGUUUUGCAUCUGUUGAAAAUCAUCUCAGACUGAGGCGUUUCCAGGGGAACCUGUUGUUGUAAAUUGCCUUUAUUUGAGUUAACAUGGUUAUUAAAAUUAUAUAUUAAGAGAGAUUUAUUUUGUUAUAAAGGUUGCCUCUAUUAAAAUAAUUUACCAGGACAGAAAUAGUUUUAAAUUUGUGCCUAAAUUGUGAUUUUUAGUUCACAUUAUUGCCUGAGAUUUAAUUUGCAAAGGAGUGAUGUGAUAUUUUAUAAUGUGAUGAUGUUUUACUGGAAGCUGUCCAUUGUUUUAGUGUAAAUUAAAUAUAUUGUUUUUUAUUUAUUUUGUUUCUGGAAGCAAAAGAAAGCAGUCGCCAUAUUUUUUUCAUCCAAUAAUUUUAUAUAAAGAUGUAAAACAUGUAAUGUGGACAUUUAAAAACAUUCACUUACAUUUCUGUAACUAAGAUAAUGGACAGCUUUGGGUAAACACCUUUCUAGGAAUGAUUUACAGAAAGAGAAAUAGCAGUAGCACAGUGAUUCAAUCAAUGAUGUCCUCUCAUAAAUUCAAUUAUUACUAUGUUUUAAAUUUGAAAUGUGUAUUUUGUUCUUAGUGAAAUCCAUCCUAUUCUAAUUGUUGCUAUGCAGGUGAUGAAUUAUGCUGUAGGAUAGUUGUGUUUUUUGGAGACGUAUAUUUGUAUCAGACCAUGUUUUUUUUCUUUCUCUGGUAAAAGAAUGUCGCAGAGCACUUUAUCAACCGUUUCGUACUGACACAGCCUUUCAACCAGCACAGGUUCAGUCUAACACGCCCAGCAGCUCGUAUGACAAUCACUGUUUCUGUGGUGUGAAAACGGGUCCAACACAACGAGGCUAUAGAUUCGUUUCUGUCUCUUAAGAAUCCAAAGCCUCACCCUCUGUGAUCCGGCCUCAGUUUUCUGUCGGAGAAGUGAUCAGGUUGAUGUUUGUUGCUGACGUCUGCGAUGCAAAGUCAUGCCUCUUUCAAUAAAGACAACUUCUGCUAAAUGAAA